This is a messenger RNA of Aptenodytes forsteri (emperor penguin), 4378 nucleotides long. RefSeq names its product SMAD specific E3 ubiquitin protein ligase 2 (gene SMURF2). Gene Ontology annotation, molecular function: protein binding; ubiquitin protein ligase activity. Lineage: Eukaryota; Metazoa; Chordata; Aves; Sphenisciformes; Spheniscidae. The record is from RefSeq and is a predicted model, not a curated record. The transcript has 18 exons. Gene Ontology annotation, biological process: ubiquitin-dependent protein catabolic process; negative regulation of BMP signaling pathway. The annotation marks the transcript as partial.
GUACUGUGUGCAAAAAACUUGGUGAAAAAGGAUUUUUUCCGACUUCCUGAUCCAUUUGCUAAGGUUGUGGUGGACGGAUCUGGCCAAUGCCAUUCUACAGAUACUGUGAAGAAUACACUUGAUCCAAAAUGGAAUCAGCAUUAUGACCUAUAUAUCGGGAAGUCAGAUUCAAUAACAAUCAGUGUGUGGAAUCACAAGAAAAUUCAUAAAAAGCAGGGAGCUGGUUUUCUGGGUUGUGUGAGACUUCUUUCAAACGCAAUCAACCGCCUUAAAGACACUGGUUAUCAGAGAUUGGAUCUGUGCAAGCUUGGGCCAAACGACAAUGAUACUGUUAGAGGACAGAUAGUCGUAAGUCUUCAGUCCAGAGACCGAAUAGGCACAGGAGGACAAGUGGUGGAUUGCAGUCGGUUAUUUGAUAAUGAUUUACCAGACGGGUGGGAGGAGCGGAGGACUGCUUCUGGAAGGAUCCAGUAUUUAAAUCAUAUUACACGAACAACUCAGUGGGAGCGACCAACACGGCCAGCAUCUGAAUACUCCAGUCCAGGCAGACCGCUGAGCUGUUUUGUGGACGAGAACACUCCAAUUACAGGAACGAACGGUGCGACCUGCGGGCAGUCGUCGGAUCCCCGGCUGGCGGAGAGGAGAGUCAGGUCGCAGAGGCACAGAAAUUACAUGAGCAGGACACACUUGCACACUCCUCCCGAUUUACCUGAAGGAUAUGAGCAAAGGACGACUCAGCAAGGUCAGGUCUAUUUUCUGCAUACUCAGACUGGUGUUAGCACGUGGCACGAUCCAAGAGUACCUAGGGAUCUUAGCAACAUCAAUUGUGAAGAGCUUGGUCCACUGCCUCCUGGAUGGGAGAUCCGAAAUACAGCAACAGGCAGAGUUUAUUUUGUUGACCAUAACAACAGGACAACACAGUUUACAGAUCCACGGCUAUCUGCUAACUUGCAUUUAGUCUUAAACCGCCAGAAUCAACUCAAAGAUCAGCAACACCAGCAGCAGCAGCAGGUAGUGUCCCUGUGUCAGCUUCCAGAUGAGGCAGAGUGUCUGACUGUGCCAAGGUACAAGCGAGACCUAGUGCAGAAACUCAAGAUCCUGAGGCAAGAGCUGUCACAGCAGCAACCUCAAGCUGGCCAUUGUCGUAUUGAGGUCUCCAGGGAAGAGAUUUUUGAGGAAUCCUACAGGCAAGUCAUGAAGAUGAGGCCAAAAGACCUGUGGAAACGAUUAAUGAUAAAAUUUCGUGGGGAGGAAGGCCUCGAUUACGGAGGAGUUGCCAGGGAGUGGCUCUACCUGUUGUCACAUGAAAUGUUGAAUCCAUAUUACGGUCUCUUCCAAUAUUCCCGAGAUGAUAUCUAUACACUGCAAAUCAACCCAGACUCUGCAGUCAACCCGGAACACUUAUCAUAUUUCCAUUUUGUUGGACGGAUAAUGGGGAUGGCUGUGUUUCACGGACACUAUAUUGAUGGGGGCUUCACGUUGCCUUUCUAUAAGCAGUUGCUAGGGAAGCCAAUUACUUUGGAUGAUAUGGAAUUGGUUGACCCUGAUCUUCAUAACAGCUUAGUCUGGAUACUUGAGAACGAUAUCACAGGAGUCUUGGACCAUACGUUUUGUGUAGAACACAAUGCAUACGGGGAAAUUAUUCAACACGAACUGAAACCCAACGGCAAAAGCAUCCCCGUGACAGAGGAAAACAAAAAGGAGUAUGUCAGACUUUAUGUAAACUGGCGAUUUUUACGAGGAAUUGAAGCUCAGUUUCUGGCUCUACAGAAGGGAUUUAAUGAAGUAAUCCCACAACAUCUGCUGAAGACAUUUGAUGAGAAAGAGUUAGAGCUCAUCAUUUGUGGACUGGGAAAAAUUGAUGUUAAUGACUGGAAGGCAAAUACUAGGUUAAAACACUGUACACCAGACAGCAACAUCGUGAAAUGGUUCUGGAAAGCUGUGGAGUUUUUUGACGAAGAGAGGAGAGCGAGACUUCUCCAGUUUGUGACUGGCUCAUCCAGAGUGCCUCUGCAGGGCUUCAAGGCAUUACAAGGUGCUGCAGGCCCACGACUAUUUACAAUACACCAGAUUGAUGCCAGCACUAAUAAUUUGCCGAAAGCUCAUACCUGCUUUAACCGAAUAGACAUUCCUCCUUACGAAAGCUAUGACAAGCUAUACGAGAAGCUGCUAACUGCCAUUGAAGAAACAUGUGGGUUUGCUGUGGAAUGACCCUUCACAGGCUUACCUGAGACUCUAUUUAUACUCCUGUCAGACAGAAAGCCCUUCCCUCAGCCAAGACUCAAGAAAUGCUUGAAAUACAGGAAACUUUCCCUUUUCUACACUAGGACACUGGGAGGGAAAGGACAACUUUGGAAUUUUUUUUUUAAUUUUAUUUUAUUUCAAGAAAAUAGGUUCUGUGGUUCCUGCCAUAGGAUCAUUCAGCUGCUAUUAAAAACUAAUAUCUUGAACAUACAGAAUGCUGACUUUUCCUACAUUUCAACAGUUAAGCAGUGUUCUAUACUUAAAGACUACUACUAUUUUUGUAAAAGGUAAUCUAUUAUAUUUGCCUACCUGAUUUCUAUUCUCAGAUACCAAGACACAACUUCAGCAGUCGGUACAAGUCACGUUUCAGCCUGUUUUAAAUGUAUGAUACUGAACAGUAUCUAUACCUGCUAUUUUUGGAAAAAAUAUUUUGGAUUAUUCUAACUUCGCAUAAAAUUGGCUGAAAGAAUCAUUAAUCUUUUUAAUUAAAGCCACUUACAUGUUAACUGCAUUUUCUUAUAGUAAAACAUUAUAUUCUGCAAUGUAAAUUCAACUUAAAUGUUACCACAGGGGGCUUUUUUAUAUUUUUCAAGCAUGAAUUGCAAAUACGAUGUUUUGGGGUCCUAUUUAUAUCACUUGUCAGAUUCCUUAAACAAAAUUUCUAGUGUGAGUGACACAUGCUGUAUUUGGUACAGUACUUGUGUUAACAUGUGGAAUAGACCUUUUUUAAUGAACAGUAGAAGUUUUGAUUUUUUUAAAACAGCAUUUUUCUAACAAGUCUGUCAAGAGUACUUUUUGUUGCUUUUGACUUUAAAUUUAAACACUGCAUUUUUCAACUUUUUUAAGCGUGCUGAUGAGGUGAUAUUUGACAGCAGAAGCCUGUCAGCAGUUCGUUUCAGAACCCAUCCUGUCCAGUCAACCAAAGCUUGUUUGAAUGCAGCCAAAUCACAUUAUGUAUUUGUUGAUGCUAAAGAUUUAUCAGGUAAAACACGUUGUAAUCUUUGUCUAGCUGCUCAUGACAUGUGGGUUUAAGUUACAACUAAGGAAAAAUGGUGUAUUAACUGAAAUAUGUGUAAUGUGCUUUGAAAAUGAGGUUUUAGAAGCACAUAAUUUAUUGAUUGUAGGGAUGGAAGUAAGGUAUAUAUAUGAAUUAUAACAUGGGUUGAUCUCUUCAAAGGGGAAUAAAAUGCACUACCAGUAGAGGGAACUGAACUUUGAAGUUAGUUUGGGAAUUCUCAGCUAAGAUCCGUAUGAUCUGCUCAUGGUGUGUAGCUAAAUCAGUCUGCUUAAGAGAUGGUGGCAUUCUCCUCUCAGCGAUGAGAAUAUUUGGAAUAAGUAGCGUUUUUUUUCCAAUCAGUGUUGUGGUUUUUUAACUUACAUUACAGUUAAUCAUCAAAUCUGCACUAUUUUUACACUGCCAAUGAGAAGAAAGUCAAGAGUAUUGAAAAUGCUAAAAGAAUGGGAUGUAAACAGCUGUUCCUUUUUUGCUGUGUAAGUCACCCAGCGAACUAGCUAACUUUGUCUGUUCUAUGGAGCUUGAACUUAAUUUUGUCCUGCCAAAUCUGACUGCCACAGUGAGUAAACUACUACUGGAUGCUGUGUAUUAGAAUAGUGGGCAAUGGACUACUUUUGUAGAAUUUGUGGUAAGAAUCCGGUGAGCCAAAUCCACAUGUUCGUUUGAUUAAUUUUUUUUUUUACAGCUGUUGCUGGAAGGUUUGUUCUAAGAGACUUGCUUCCCAUUCUGGGCUGGCUGCAGAGAUGAGGCUACUUAGGGAUGUAAACAAAGCCAAGAAACUUGCUUUGACAGCCAGGUUUGAAAUAUAUCAGACCCUUUUUUCCUUCGUUUCAAGGGACUAUUGCACUCAUGUAAAAUGGCUGGUACCUUUGCAUCUCCAGUUGGGACCCCUAAUUCACAGCUUUCGGGUAAUACUGUUACCGGGGAAGCUACCGCUACAUCUGUCCAGGUUGCCUGGGGGAGCAAAGGAGGCUGUUGCCCGGUGUGUUUCUUACUCAGUACUGCUGCCUGUGGUUGGGGACCACUGCUUUAGACACUCCCAAAGGCCUCUUCUCACCCCUUCAAGUUUUGAGGUAUGAUGUGAAUUACUAUUUACAGAGACUUUACAGAGGCAGGUUC